This is a messenger RNA of Corythoichthys intestinalis (scribbled pipefish), 7245 nucleotides long. RefSeq lists its product as uncharacterized. Gene Ontology annotation, biological process: DNA integration. The transcript has 2 exons. The coding region runs from base 295 to 6420 and encodes 2041 amino acids. Gene Ontology annotation, molecular function: nucleic acid binding. NCBI's taxonomy places the organism in Eukaryota, Metazoa, Chordata, Actinopteri, Syngnathiformes, Syngnathidae. The record is from RefSeq and is a predicted model, not a curated record.
CGGUUGAGGGAAGAAGUUCGUCCUCGGCCGAGUAUUAAUGUGCCUGCAUUCGCAUAAAUAACCGUGUGCGUCGGUGAUAAAUACACAAACCACACACUCACAUUAAUGUCCAGAUGCAAUCAAAGGCACAAUGGAUGCAAACAACUGUAAAUAAAGUUCAUCAAACCAAUAGAAGUUGCUGCAUCUUCUCUUACCGGAGGAUUAGGUCAAUUAUAUACAGCCGGCACAUUUGUCACCGAACUCCAAUUCCUUACAAGUGGUCCUUCGAGCCCGGAUCCUGUUUAUAAUUGCACUAUGGCAACUUCUAGCAACUAUGGAGAAGAACAACCUGCAGUUGUAUCUCGUCCAAUUCGGCCUCAUCAACUUCCCAGACACCUACACGACUUUGUAAUAGACAGCCCAUCCUAUCUGACCCGACGAGAGUCACCCCAGGUAAUGGAGGUUGAACAAGAGGAAUUUGCAGAAGAUGCUUCGCUGAUUGGGACAGAAGCAUUGAGGCUGGAAGGGAUGGAAGCACGUAUGAGAGACAUCGCUCGGCAAAUGAGACAGCUACAGUCAGCCAUGGACAGUGUCAAAGGUCAAACUCACCCUCCACGAAAUCAGUUCGACUCAUCAUAUCCUCGUCGGAUUUCUAGCCUUCCUCACAUUAAUGGGACCACCAGAACAUCCCCACUUAUGGAUAAUCAGAUGAGUUCGACAUCAGCUGAUGGAGGACAUCGUCAUCUACUAGACAACUACGAGCUUGGCCCGCCGACAACACAGUCCACACAUCAGCAAGAAAUCAGCUCAACGACUAAAACUGUCCGAGCUCUGCAGCCAUCAGUUCAGGUAGCAGCACCUACGCUGGAUCUCGGUGAUCUCACUCGUCAUUCAGCUGCUCUAACCGGAUCAAGGCCGGAGUCUUCACAGCCAUAUUUAACGCAGUCUACUCAUCACACCCCACUUCCUCAGAGAGUAUUAACACCACCUCUACCCGUAAUGCAUACUGACCAGCAUGUUCAGCCAAUUCAUCACCCAGCUCAACCAAUAAUAAACCGGCCUGUAGCUCCACUAACAAGGCCACCUACUCUGUAUACUGCUCAGCCUGCAUCUCCGCAGCCUCAAGGCACACUACAGCCAUUUACCCAACAGCCGAAUUAUCCUCAACACGUCCAGCAGCAGAUAACUUACUCACCUGGGCCGCAAUUAGGAUUCCAACCUCCUCCAAGACAAGUCUUCAGCACCAUUCCUCAGCAUCAGCCAGCGACUGAUCCAGCAUCUUAUUCAUUUCCACAAGCUGGAUAUCCCCCUGCUGGUCAACCACAGUUAUACCAGCCUGCCUCUCAACCAGCUGCCUAUUAUUACCCACAGGUUGCGCCCUCUGCUGCUCAACCUACUACAGCUGCAAAUAAUUCCCCCUACAACAAUCCUGCAACACUCAGCAUGACAGAAAUGGCUAUUGCAGCUUCAUACGGUAUUCCUAAACCCAAGCUGCCAUUUUUCAGUUCCGGACGGGAGAGUGACUUUAUUAUGCUGAAAAAAGGGCUGGAUAGCUUACUUAGUCCACAUAGACACCUAACUGAAGACUAUAAAUAUCAAGUUUUACUUGAUCACCUCAAACUGCCUAGUGCGUAUCAAAUAGCAAAGAGGUACAUCCAUGAUCCUACACCGUACAGUAGUGCAAUGGACGCUCUACAGCAACGUUAUGGGCAGCCAAGACAGUUGAUCCAGGGAGAACUAAAAGCCAUAUUGAACUCCCCACCGGUGAAACCUGGAGAUUUCAAGGCUUUUGAGGACUUCUCCUCAGCUGUAAAUACACUGGUGGGAAUGCUAAGUCGCAUGCAUGGUCCCGCUCAGUCUGAGCUGCAGUGCGGUUCCCACGUUGACACUCUCCUAGCUAAACUGCCUGCUAACUACAGAGAUAGCUUUGCCGAAUACUGCAUUAAAAGAGGGAUCAUCCGCAGUGGAAGCGACCAAACAUACACACUACCUGACCUCGCUGAAUGGCUCGAUAUGAAGGUUCAGGUGCUCCAGGUGUCACGACGUGCUGCAGACACCAACUCAGCCGAGUUCAGUCACACUACACAGAAAGAGACUAAAGCAGUUAAAUCACAGUGGAGCAAACCAGCUUCAGUCUACUUCAGCAGUGACUCGUCAACAGUCAAGCAACAACAGCCCUCUUCACAGAGACAGCAGACGUACUCCCAACCAGGAUCAAAGAAAGAUCAGCCUACAGGCAAGAAAAGAGAGCGCUUCACGCCGUAUUGUCCAUAUUGCACGACCACCCAGGAUCAUUACCUCAACGGUUGUCCUGAGUUUGAGAAAAUCACUACAGCAGAGAAAGCAGCUUGGAUUAAGGACAAAGGUAAAUGCUGGCGAUGUGGGCGUGGCCACUCACCUGAAAGUUGUACUCUAAAGAAACUGUGUUCCACGUGCAACAAACAACACCUGCUGAUACUUCAUGACGUCGUGGCUCAAGACCCACAGCUAAACAUCCUCACUGUUAGCACUCCCACCAACGCAGUGUACCUGGAUCAUGCCAGCCACUCAGGACGUGUUCUUCUGAAGGUGGUACCAGUGCUGCUUCGCCACGGUAAACGAACACUGAACACGUAUGCUGUGUUAGACGACGGCUCCGAGCGCACAGUGAUUCUAGCUGCAGCAGCCAAACAUCUUGGGUUACGUGGAGAAGAGGAGUCUCUCCAGCUAAAGACCAUCAGGCAGGACGUCUUGAAGCUCCAAGGAAUGAUGGUGUCAUUUGAAGUAUCUGCCAACACACAGCCACGCGUCUAUCAACUCAUCAGCCAAGCCUUCACUGCAUCUGAGCUCCAGCUAGCAGAGCAGUCAUGUCCAGGAAACAAGUUGUCAAGGAAAUACAACCACCUGAAAGGGGUUCCUCUACACACGUUCACCAAAGUGCAGCCCAUGGUACUAAUCGGGUCCGACCACCCUCAUUUAAUAACUCCAAUUCAACCAGUACGUGCAGGUCCUCUCGGAGCACCAGUAGCUAUUUGCACUCGGCUCGGCUGGGCAAUACAGGGACCCACUAACUUUCUUCAGCAUUCACCUGGUGAGAGCUCUUUCCUUCACCUGUCGGUUGAGGCACCAUGCCCUGACAUACAUAGGGAUGUUCAGCGACUGUGGCAGCUCGACAUUUUGCCAUACAAAACCGAAAAGGAGGUGACACGAUCCAAGCAGGACAAAACAGCCCUCACCAUGCUGGACGAGAGAAGCAUCAGUGUAACAGUGGAAGGCGUCUCAAGGUACGCAACGCCUCUCCUUCGAAAGAAGAAGAUAGCUCUACCACGUGCAUCACCUUCUGCUGUGAUGCCUCUCCUGCGUGCUACAGAGCGGCGCCUAGCUACUAACCCUGAACUUGCAAAGAUCUACAAUCAAGAAAUACACAAGCUGGUAGAAGCUGGGUAUGUAGCGCAGAUCACCAGUGAGGAAGCCACCAGAUCUGUGGAAUCCUGGUAUAUCCCACAUCACUUAGUAUACCACAACCAAAAGGCAAGAGUGGUAUUCAACUGCUCCUUUCGCUACCAAGAUGUUGCCCUGAAUGACGACCUGCUACCAGGACCCUCUCUCGGACCUUCUCUGUUGGGAGUUCUACUUCGGUUUCGAGAACAUACGGUUGCAAUCAGUGGAGACAUAAGAGCUAUGUUUCACCAGGUCAGACUGCUCCCAGAGGAUCGUCCACUCGUCCGCUUCAUCUGGCGUGAUAUGGACAGAGACAGACCACCUGACAUCUACGAGUGGCACGUUCUGCCAUUUGGCACAGUGUGCAGUCCUUGCUGUGCAAUAUACGCUCUACAGCGCCACGUUCGAGAGCACCAGAAUGAAGAUGAUGACAUGCUGGAGACGGUAACCACUUCAUUCUAUGUGGAUAACUGUCUGAAAUCUCUCCGAUCGCCACGACAAGCUAAAGAUCUCCUGGACCGCCUGCGUGCAUUCCUGGCCAAGGGUGGAUUCGAGCUCAGACAGUGGGCAUCCAACAAGACUGAGGUAAUAUCUCACCUUCCAACCACUGCACGAUCAGCAAUAUCUGAACUGUGGCUAACUGCUGAAGGAGCUGAGCCCAAAGAGUCCACACUUGGACUGAUAUGGCACUGUGUGACGGACACACUAGGUUACAAAUGUCAGCUUGCUGCACCCAAACCGCCUACUUUGCGGAAUGUUUACAGAGUGCUUGCCUCACAAUAUGACCCUCUUGGCUACAUCACCCCCUUCACCACCAGAGCCAAAGUCCUGGUCCAGGCUCUUUGGGCUACAGAACGACAGUGGGAUGAGCCAAUCGCCAAUGAGCUACUUCCAGUAUGGCAGGCAUGGGAAGACGAGCUCCCUCAGCUGCAAAACAUCGUCUUCCCAAGGUGUUACGUCCCAGAAUCUGCUGACAACGACUCAGCAGUGAAGCAGAUUCACAUCUUCUGCGACGCCUCCGAGAAGGCCUACGGCUCAGUGGCCUACUUGCGAUCUGAGGAUGCAGAGGGACGUAUCACUGUGUCAUUUAUUAUGGCCAGGUCACGUGUCGCACCCAAACGACAACAGACGAUGCCCCGACUGGAAUUAUGUGCUGCAGUCACAGGGGCUCAACUGGCCAAUGUUCUUCAGACGGAGUUAACUUCGCCCAUUCAAUCUGUGGUGAUGUGGUCUGAUUCAACAACUGUACUGAGCUGGAUACAGUCAGAGUCCAAUCAGUACAAGGUAUUUGUUGGUACAAGAGUGACUGAAAUACUCGACUUUACCACCCCAGAAUCAUGGAGGUAUGUUAACACAGACCUGAACCCCGCUGACGAUAUCACACGCGGCAAGACCCUCCUCGAGCUAUCCCAGCCUAACCGUUGGAGUCAAGGGCCUACGUUCCUGUACCAGUCCUCAGAUCACUGGCCAGUGAACCACUCAGUGAGUAAUGAAGGUCAUGACGAGUUAAAAUCUCAAGCUUUCUGUGGUCACAUAUCUAUCACCAGCACAGAGGCACCUGAUCCUGUUCAGUAUAAUACAUGGGAUGAACUGCUACAAGCAACCCAUCGGUCCUUACAUGGGGCGGCAGGUCCUUCCAUGUCAGCUGCCGAUCGUAUUGAAAUGGAGACAACGCAGCUGAGAAGGAUACAAGCUGACAGCUUCCCCGAGGAACUGAAGGCACUCAAGCAGGGGAAACCAGUACAUUCUAACAGCCGUUUAAGUGCUCUUAGCCCUGAAUACGAUCAAGUGUUGGGCCUCAUUCGAGUUGGUGGUAGACUACGCAGAUUGGAGGACAUUCCAGAAGACAGUCUUCAUCCUGUUGUCCUUAGCCCAGAUCACCCGAUCACACAGCUCUUGGUGAAGGACUACGACCAGCGUCUACACCAUGCUGGCUCAGAGAGGGUUUUCGCUGAGAUCCGGAGAAAUUUCUGGAUAUUACGUGGGCGACAGGUAAUCAGGAAACAUCAGAAACAUUGUGCUGAGUGUCGUAAAUGGCGUAGCACCCCUGUUGCACCGAUGAUGGCAGACCUGCCGGCUGCUCGGCUCCGGAUCAACAAACCCCCGUUCUGGUCCACCGGAGUUGACUGUUUUGGUCCCUAUACAGUGAAAGUCGGAAGAAGACAUGAGAAACGGUGGGGCAUCAUAUUCAAGUGUCUUACUUCCAGAUGUGUUCACCUUGAUCUGCUGCCACACUUGGACACAGACUCAUUCUUGAUGGCUUUGCGGCGUUUCAUUUCACGACGUGGCAAGCCAUAUGAGAUUCUAUGUGACAGAGGGACAAACUUCCGAGGUGGGGAGCGUGAGCUCAAGGAAUCUUUGGAAGAUCUCGAGCCAUCACUGAGACAACAGCUGGUAAGCCAAAGUAUCACUUUCAAGUUCAAUCCUCCCCUCGCUCCUCAUUUUGGUGGUGCGUGGGAGAGGGAAGUAAGAUCAGUCAAAGCCUCCCUUCAAGUUGUACUGCGGGAGCAAGUUGUAUCUGAGGAGGUGUUGUCAACCGUCCUGGUUGAAGUGGAGGGUAUACUCAACUCGAAACCACUCGGCUACUCCUCUUCUGACUUGGCUGACCCUGAUCCUGUAACACCUAACUUGCUGUUGAUGGGGCGGCACGACGCAUCGCUUCCUCAAGCAGCAUACGGCUCCAGUGAACUUCUGGGGCGCCGACGUUGGAAGCACAGCCAGGUCUUGGCGGACCAGUUCUGGAGCCAAUUCACCCGCAAGUACCUUCCUGACCUUCAGCGACGCCAGAAGUGGAAAAAACCAACCGUGGCUCUUGCUACGGAUCAAGUGGCCAUGGUAGUGGAUUCUCAGCUUCCUAGAGCACUCUGGCCUAUCGGGAAGGUCGUCAAAGUUCACCCCAGUCAAGACGGGACAGUUCGUACAGCAGACAUUGACAUUAAGGGAACAGUCUACACUCGUCCAGUUACCAAGUUGGUACUGCUUCCAGAGAUGCCUAAUGACCGGGACAUUGGAGUCCCCUAAUCACAGCAAGUACUUGUACCUUUUUACACAUUCAGGAAUGAAUGUGGGGGCGGCUGUUGUGAAUUCCCUGCUGUGAGGGCUGGACAACGAGCUGCCUCGCUUUGGGACAAUUGUGUUGCUGCGCAUGCGUAUAAUAUUCUCAAAAGAACCGCGGUUGAGGGAAGAAGUUCGUCCUCGGCCGAGUAUUAAUGUGCCUGCAUUCGCAUAAAUAACCGUGUGCGUCGGUGAUAAGUAAGUUGUAAUGUUCGCCACGUACACUGAAGUCAUAUAUGUGAUACUUGUGUUACUAGUUUAUAUUGUAGCUUGUUGCACGUUAUCUCCGCUGGUAGCACCCCGCUGCUAACGUAGCAUUCUAAUUCUCACGUUGCGCCAGCGCGUUGUAAUAUAUGUACAAAGUUAGACUGUAUUGGAUCUCUAAGUGUGCAUUCAGAGUUUGAUCCCAUUCAAUGUUCAUAUUUGAGAUCGCUGUCAAUUGUGGUCGUAGGUGACCGAUUGAUUUAGCUACCGAGUGCAUAGCCUGCAGCUAUAGCAGCUCUCUUGUUUGUAGGACUGGUCAUUUAUUAUCGAUGGUUCAUUGCUUGUCCAAUGCGGACAUCUAGUGGUCAUUUUGGUGUAACGCCUAGUUUAUUUCCGCUGGAAUUCAUUCAAUUCAUUGUAUUGUGAACUUUACAGGUUUAUUUCACCAUUAUAAGUUUAUUGAUGUUUUUCUUAAUAUAUUUCUUUCAGAUACACAAACCACACACUCACAUUAAUGUCCAGAUGCAAUCAAAGGCACAAUGGAUGCAAACAACUGUAAAUAAAGUUCAUCAAACCAAUAGAAGUUGC